AUGAAGCCUGGCGGUUCGCUGUGCACGGUGCUCGCCACCAUGUUCCGUUUCAAGUCGGAGCAGCGGUGGCGCAAGUUCGACUUCCAGGUCGGUAAGAACCCUUCGCGAAAGGAUCUCAACGUGCAAAUGAUGAUGGAGAUAGAAUCUGCUCUAAUGACCGCUGAGAUAAUACGUUCACCCUGCGUCUUCAUACGACCGGACGUCGAUAAGGCAACAGCUAACAAGGUCAAAGAUAUUGUGAGCAAUCACCAGGGGGAGAUUUGUGAUGAUGAAGAAGACGCGACACAUAUCAUCUACCCAACAGUGGACCCUCUCGAGGAGGAGUACGCUAGGCCCGUGUUCCGGCGAGGCAACCACGUGCUGGUGCACUGGUACUAUCUGCCCGACAGCCACGACACCUGGUCUCAGACCGAAUUGCCUGUGGAAGUGCCCGAAUCAGCGAAUUGGGAGUGUACCCGUGCGGAACCGUGGCGCGUGACGGCCACGUGGGCGCUCGACCUGCCGCAGUACAACGAGUGGAUGAACGAGGAGGACUACGAGGUCGACGCCGCCGGCAAGAAGAAGGUUCAUAAACUGCGCCUUUCGGUUGAUGACCUAAUACCGGGCACAGAACCAUCGAGCAAGGCAAAGAAAAGUAAAAGAAAGCGUUCACCCUCUCCCCCGCCGCAGAAACAUGGAAAAAGAAAGAGUCGCUCAUCAAAGCGUCGUGACAACGAUGGCGAAGAUGAAGAGGACAAUGCUUCCAGAGACAACACUGAUACUGCACCCACUCCCGAAAUUGAACGAACUACGGAAACACCAGCCGCAGCUCCCGUAGUGCCAGAGCCAGCACCGGUGACGGAGGCGCCCGCGACCCCCGCGCCCGCUAUGGACGUGCACGACGACUCGCAGGGCAAGCACAGCGACUCCAACACACAGGAGACACACUAUUAA
Messenger RNA from Parnassius apollo (apollo), 933 nucleotides. The record is from the annotation of a GenBank genome assembly. Lineage: Eukaryota; Metazoa; Arthropoda; Insecta; Lepidoptera; Papilionidae.